AUGAGGGCAUCGCAGAAGCUGUGGGGUUUGGGAUGGAUUAUCAGAAAGAGAUGGCUGGAGGCUCAACUGGGAAGUCCUGAUGGUGCUCCUGUCCCUGGAGAUGGAGCCCCUGAUGGAGCAUUGGAGAUGCUGGGUGUGAUGCUCAAAGAUGGCUGUGGGGAUGGGGCAAAUGAUUCUGGAGUUGGCUGUGAAGACACAGAAGGAUUGAAGAGCACUGGGGCUCAUGGAGCUGAUGGUGCUUGGGAGGGAUUAAUGGACAAUGAGGGCAUCGCAGAAGCUGUUGGGGUUUGGGAUGGAUUAUCAGAAAGAGAUGGCUGGAGGCUCAAACUGGGAAGUCCUGAUGGUGCUCCUGUCCCUGGAGAUGGAGCCCCUGAUGGAGCAUUGGAGAUGCUGGGUGUGAUGCUCAAAGAUGGCUGUGUGGAUGGGGCAAAUGAUUCUGGAGUUGGCUGUGAAGACACAGAAGGAUUUGAAGAGACACUGGGCCUCAUGGAGGCUGAUGGUGCUUGGGAGGGAUUUAUGGACAAUGAGGGCAUCGCAGAAGCUGUUGGGGUUUGGGAUGGAUUAUCAGAAAGAGAUGGCUGGAGGCUCAAACUGGGAAGUCCUGAUGAUGGCUGUGUGGAUGGGGCAAAUGAUUCUGGAGUUGGCUGUGAAGACACAGAUGGAUUGGAAGAGACACUGGGCCUCAUGGAGGCUGAUGGUGCUUGGGAGGGAUUUAUGGACAAUGAGGGCAUCGCAGAAGCUGUUGGGGUUUGGGAUGGAUUAUCAGAAAGAGAUGGCUGGAGGCUCAAACUGGGAAGUCCUGAUGGUGCUCCUGUCCGUGCAGAUGGAGCACCUGAUGGAGCAUUGGAGAUGCUGGGUGUGAUGCUCAAAGAUGGCUGUGUGGAUGGGGCAAAUGAUUCUGGAGUUGGCUGUGAAGACACAGAAGGAUUGGAAGAGACACUGGGGCUCAUGGAAGAUGAUGGUUUUUGGGAAGGGUUUAUGGACAAUGAGGGCAUCGCAGAAGCUGUUGGGGUUUGGGAUGGAUUAUCAGAAAGAGAUGGCCGGAGGCUCAAGCUCGGAAUUGAUGAUGGUGCUGUGGACAGAAGAGUCACUGAAGGAGAAGGAGCACUGGAAGGAGCAUUGGAGAUACUUGGUUGGAUGCUCAAAGAUGGCUGUGUAGAUGGUGUACCUGAUUCGUCACUUGGUUGUGAUGACUGGGAAGGAUUUGAAGAGACACUGGGGCUCAUGGAAGAUGAUGGAACUUGA
Seminavis robusta is the source of this 1245-nucleotide messenger RNA. NCBI's taxonomy places the organism in Eukaryota, Bacillariophyta, Bacillariophyceae, Naviculales, Naviculaceae. The record is from the annotation of a GenBank genome assembly.